Molecule: messenger RNA, 2486 nt
Organism: Diceros bicornis minor
Lineage: Eukaryota; Metazoa; Chordata; Mammalia; Perissodactyla; Rhinocerotidae
Gene: NFAM1
Product: NFAT activating protein with ITAM motif 1
Exons: 6
Coding region: 72-860 (262 amino acids)
Biological process (GO): regulation of B cell differentiation; positive regulation of B cell receptor signaling pathway; B cell receptor signaling pathway
Cellular component (GO): membrane raft
Molecular function (GO): transmembrane signaling receptor activity
Source: RefSeq, a predicted model, not a curated record
CUGUGGCUGCCAGCGUGCUGUUCCCUCCUGUGAAGCACAGAGGAAGGAGGGACACCGACCAGGAGGCCCCGAUGGAGAGCCGGCCUCUGCGGUUGUGGGCCCAGCCGGGACCCCCCGUGUUCCCCCGGCUCCUGGGUUUGCUCCUGUUCCCCUGGACCCUGCCGCUCGCAGGAGGGCAGUCGGUGAUCCACACUGGCCCCCCCAUUGUGGUCUCUCUGGCCAACACGGCUGUUUCCUUCAGCUGCAGAAUCACCUACCCGUACGCCCCACAAUUCAAGGACGUCAGAGUCAGCUACUUUUAUGUGGACCUGCAGGGCCAGAGCAGCUCUGAGGAGCAGACUGGCUGCUGGCUCAGCCCAGGCAAGGAGAACCAGACGUCCACCACGAAGUGCCAGGUCACCCCCAAGCUGCCCAACGCCUCAGCCACCGGCACCUACUACUGCUCCAUCCUCUGGGCGGGCUCCAGGGUGAGCGGCACCGGAACCUUCAUCCUGGUCAGAGACACAGGGUACCAGGAGCCCCCACAGGACCCCCAGAAGCUCCUGCUCUUUUGCUUCACCGGCCUCCUGACUGUGCUGAGCAUCGUCGGCACGGCUCUACUGCUCUGGAAGAAGAAACAGAUGCAGGCUCGGCGGAAGCACCCCGCCAAGAAGUGCCCGGCUCCCAGCGCUGCCAGCAGCCGGGAGCAGCCUGCGCCUGAAUCCGUCUACACGGCCCUGCAGCGCCGAGAGACCGAGGUCUACUCCUGCAUCGAGAGUGAGGCCAGCAGCCCACCUUCCACCCAGAGGCUCCUCUCCCAGGAGAAACUGCACGGAUUUAAGGAUGACAGUGAAUUUAACAUGGUCUAUGAAAAUCUCUAGGACGAGCUCCCCCUGCCCACAUCAGAGGCCCCAGGGGCAGCCACCCUCCUACAGAGGACUUGCUCUGUACCAGGAGUGAGGCCCCAGGGGCACCCCAUCACCUCAUCCCCACAUUCAAGGCCCUCCCUGCCUUGGCCUGCCUCCACCUCCCCUUCUGCUCCCCAGCCAUCCCCACUGAGUGUUCCACAUCUCCAGGCCUUUGCCCAAGCUGUUCCCUCUGCCUGGCAGGCCCUUCCUCAGUCUUCAAGGGCUCUCUUGGACACCACCCAUUCCCCACCAUACAUCCUCACCGUCUCGAGACCUGAAGGCUCUGUUCACGCCAGCCUGCACCACAGCCUGCAAGGCCGACUGUGGGCUCCUGGGGAGGGACCUGGCCAGGGACACUUGUCAGAGCUGUGUGCAGAGCGUGGUGGGCUGGGUGAAUAAAGGAUCAACCAUGCAGACGCCCCCACCUCCCUGCCUGCUGCCCAGCUAGGCCAAAGGCACGAGGCAGCCACACGGGGUGGGAGCAGGGGGCUGGUGUGGGAAGCGUGAGAUGUGGGUAAGAACGAACCACAGAGGCUGCACUGGCCUCAGGGACGGAGCUGGAGGCCAAGGAGGUGGCCGAGUGCUGGGUAGGCAUGGAGCAGGGAGGGUCCAGCACAGGCUGGUGAGGAAGGGGAUCCGGGCGUGUUUUGAGCUGGGAGGGGAGGUGCCGGCUCACCAGGAGCCGAGCAGCCUGAAGCUCUCCACCCCCAACAAGAACCCCAAUGUUGUCUCUCCUCGACCUGGCCCCCCACACUCCCUGAGCCAGUUGCUUUGCCCCCCUGAGCCUCACACCUUCUCCCCCUCAGGGCCUCAGCGCCCCCUCCUUCCACCCCAAAGCCCAGUCCGCCAAAGGCCCCUGUGUCUGGCCCAUCCUGAACCCUGCCACUUCCUCGGUCUUUAUCUGUUUUUUGCCCACUCCAGCCCGCUAUGGGGUGCAGGCCAGACCAGCCACCUCCCUCCUUGCCCGGGCUAGUCCCUGCUGCCUCGAGGCCACCGCUCUCUCCAUUGUGGUCUGGCUGCGUGGCUUUUCGGACAGAGGGGUCCCUUCAUGUUGCAGAAGCUCAGGCCCCUGUGGACGGUGGCUCCUCAGUGCCUGGCCCUGACCCAUUCCUGCUGCUCCACGUGCUCACAUUACCCCUCAUGUCACCCUGGCAGCAGCCCGCAGUGAAAGGGGAAGCCAUUCCACAGGCAGAUGAGGGCCACCGUCCAGAUCCCCCAGGCUGUCGGCUCUCCCCAGUCCCUCCCUCAGCUUUCCACUGUUUUCUCAUUCGUAAUAUGGGCAGGCCAAUCCUCCCUCCCCACCUCCCAGGCUGCCCCAGAGGUCCCAGAGGCGCACCCUCGCACACAAAUCCCACAUGUAUUGGGUUGGGGGAGGGGGGACCCUGACCCUGGCCCCUAAGCAGCACUGGGCUGCCGGGUCUGGGAAGCACCUUCCACACUGCAGCUCAGGCCCCUCCACAGGGAAAGGAAGGCUGGGGUGGAGGGUGGACAUAGAUUUACGUCUGGAAGAAGUCCCCGGCCCCUCUGCUAGGGUGGUGCUGGGCCUCGUUGAGCCGCCAGGACAGUCCACAGCCUCCCAUCUCCGUCCUGGGUCCGGCC